CGUUCAUAAUACUAUAGUCUUAAGCGUGAAUAUAUCGAGGUUCAUGUGCAUUCUUGCGCAUUAUACGCAUUUACUGUAAUUCAACCACGAAAUAUCUGGACCUGGACUAUGCGUUGUGAACGCCGGAACUUUAUUCAGCUGGACCGUUUGACAACAAGCUUGAAUGUUUAUAAGCUAUUAAAAAUUUCCUGAUGAAUUUGGACAUACGCCCUGGUCUGUCAAGUCGUGAGAACGUCCAUUGUAUGCUCAUAGCUUGAGCGCGUUAAUGAAAUGCGCUACUGUAGGCUCUAGCUGGGAGUGAUCAUAUGUGGGCAGGAUCCAGGGUUCUUAAGCACAUGUGACAGGACCGAGUCGGUUUAUUGAGACAUUUAUAACGACUCCACUGUUAGAGAACCUCAUUAUCACAAGAACAUAGGCAGAUAGAAAGAGACAACGAAAGAUGGACAUUAAGGACCAAGGAGCUCAAAUGGAGCCUCUUCUGCCAACGGUAAUCACUCCUGGGGAGGGCAGAAAUGUGAGGAGCGAUGAGGAGGCCGUGGUCGACAGAGGUGGCACCAGGUCCCUGCUGAAAACCAACUUUGAGAAGGAAGAACUAGAAGGUCACCGGACGCUCUACAUCGGCGUGCACGUUCCCCUGGGCCGGAAGCCGCACCGGAGACACCGGCACCACGGGCACAGGCACCGGAAGAGGGACAGGGAACGUGAUUCGGGCGUGGACGACGGCCGCGAGUCGCCCAGCUACAACACCCCGUCACAAAGAGUGCAGUUCCUCUUGGGGACCGAAGACGAUGACGAAGAGCACAUCCCUCACGACCUCUUCACCGAGCUGGACGAGAUCUGUCUGCGUGAAGGGGAGGACGCGGAGUGGAGGGAGACCGCCAGGUGGCUGAAGUUUGAGGAGGACGUGGAGGACGGCGGGGAGCGCUGGAGCAAGCCCUACGUGGCCACGCUGUCCCUGCACAGCCUGUUCGAGCUGCGCAGCUGCAUCCUCAACGGCACCGUGCUGCUGGACAUGAGAGCGAAUUCGCUGGAGGAGAUCGCAGACAUGAUUCUGGACCAGCAGGACUCCUCAGGCCAGUUGGAGGAGGACGUCCGGAAGAAGAUCCGAGAUGCGCUCCUCAAGCAGCACCACCACCAGAACCAGAAGAAGCUGGCCAAUCGGAUCCCCAUUGUGCGCUCCUUCGCUGACAUCGGCAAGAAACAGUCCGAGCCCCACUCCAUGGACAAAAACGGUCAGAUGAUCCCCCCUCAACCUCAGCCUUGCUCCACUGAGGGGAAGGGUGAUGUCAGCCGGGAGAACAGUGCAGUGGACUUCAGCAAGAUAGACCUGCACUUCAUGAAGAAGAUUCCCCCGGGUGCUGAAGCAUCCAACAUCCUGGUGGGAGAGCUGGAGUUUCUGGACCAUCCCGUGGUGGCGUUUGUGCGCCUCUCACCCGCCGUCUUGCUGAACGGACUAGCGGAGGUUCCCAUCACCACCAGGUUCCUGUUCAUUCUGCUGGGGCCACUGGGGAAAGGGCCACAGUACCACGAGAUCGGUAGAUCAAUCGCAACUCUGAUGACAGACGAGGUUUUCCAUGAUGUCGCUUACAAAGCCAAGGACCGCAACGAUCUGGUGGCCGGUAUCGAUGAGUUCCUGGACCAGGUGACAGUGCUGCCCCCAGGAGAAUGGGACCCAUCCAUUCGGAUUGAACCACCAAAAAAUGUCCCAUCUCAGGAGAAGCGUAAGAUUCCAGCAGUGCCCAAUGGCACAGCUGAGCUCAACGAGCAUGGCGGCCAUGGAGGCCCAGAGCUGCAGCGCACUGGCAGGCUCUUUGGCGGGCUCGUCAUGGACCUUAAGCGCAAAUUGCCGCACUACCUGUCGGACUACACGGACGCACUCAGCCUGCAGUGCUUGGCCUCCUUCCUUUUCCUGUACUGCGCCUGCAUGUCUCCUGUCAUCACCUUUGGGGGCUUGCUCGGGGAGGCCACUGAGGGUCGCAUUAGUGCCAUUGAAUCCCUGUUUGGAGCUUCCAUGACAGGGAUAGCAUAUUCCCUGGUUGCAGGCCAGCCUCUCACCAUACUGGGCAGCACAGGACCUGUGCUGGUGUUUGAGAAGAUAUUGUUCAAAUUUUGCAAGGAGUACGGGCUGUCCUACCUCUCGCUGAGAGCGUGCAUCGGACUGUGGACCGCGUUCCUCUGCCUGGUCCUGGUGGCCACGGACGCCAGCUCCCUGGUCUGCUACAUCACGCGCUUCACUGAGGAAGCCUUCGCCUCCCUCAUCUGCAUCAUCUUCAUUUACGAGGCCUUGGAGAAGCUGAUCCACCUGGGAGAAACCUACCCCAUCAACAAGCACAAUGACCUUGACAGACUCACCCAGUAUUGGUGUGCCUGUAAGCAGCCUCUGGACCCCAGCAAUGCCACCCUGAGCUUUUGGGAGGACAACAACAUCACCACUUCCGAGAUCUACUGGGAUGCUCUGGAUGUCCAGGACUGCAUAGAGAAACGAGGGGAGUUUGUGGGCAGCGCCUGCGGUCCCCAUGGCCCGUACGUCCCCGAUGUCCUCUUCUGGUCCAUUGUGCUCUUCUUCUCCACCGUCGCUAUGUCUGCUUUCCUCAAGGAGUUCAAGACAACCCGCUACUUCCCCACCAAAGUGAGAGCCAUCAUCAGCGACUUUGCCGUCUUCAUCACCAUCCUCACCAUGGUUUUCGUUGACUAUGCCUUAGGAGUCCCAUCUCCAAAGCUCCAAGUCCCCAGUAAAUUUAAGCCCACCAGAGAUGACCGCAAUUGGUUUGUCAACCCCUUGGGCCCCAAUCCCUGGUGGACCACGGUUGUGACAGUCAUCCCUGCCCUGCUGUGCACCAUACUUAUUUUUAUGGACCAGCAGAUCACAGCUGUGAUCAUCAACCGAAAGGAGCACAAACUCAAGAAAGGCUGUGGGUAUCACCUGGACCUGUUCGUGGUGGGGCUGAUGCUGGGCGUGUGCUCGAUAAUGGGCCUCCCCUGGUUUGUGGCAGCCACCGUGCUCUCCAUCUCCCACGUCAACAGCCUGAAGCUGGAGUCGGAGUGCUCCGCCCCCGGGGAGCAGCCCAAGUUCCUGGGCAUCCGGGAGCAGCGCUUCACUGGCCUCAUGAUCUUCCUGCUCAUGGGCUGUUCCGUCUUCAUGACCUCCGUCCUCAAGUUCAUCCCCAUGCCUGUGCUGUACGGAGUUUUCCUUUACAUGGGAGCUUCUUCGCUCAGGGGAAUUCAGUUCUUUGACCGUCUAAGGCUUUUCGGUAUGCCGGCAAAGCACCAGCCAGAUUUCAUCUACCUGCGUCACGUUCCCCUGAGGAAGGUCCACCUCUUCACCGUCAUCCAGCUUAGCUGCCUGGUCCUCCUCUGGGUCAUCAAGACUUCCAGGGCUGCCAUUGUUUUCCCCAUGAUGGUUCUGGCCCUGGUGUUCAUUCGGAAGCUCCUGGAUUUCGUUUUCACAAAGAGAGAGCUGAGCUGGCUGGAUGACCUCAUGCCGGAGAGUAAAAAGAAGAAACUGGAGGACGCGGAACGAGAGGAUGAACAAAGUAUUUUGGCUGAGGAGGAGGGAAUUGUCCAAGUGCCACUGGAAGGACAUUACAAGGCUGACCCCUCUACAGUGAACAUCUCUGAUGAAAUGUCCAAAACCUCUUUUGGGAACGUCUGGAAAGCCCUUGGCUCAGAAAGCUCCCAAAAAGAUCCCAGCUCAAAAAGUUUUCCCAAUAGCAUCUUGAAAAGACAGGAGAAGACGACGGACACAGAGAAGGGCUUUGACAGGGAGACAUGUCUGUGAUGUAUCCUCCGUCACUGUGCUUUCAAAUGAAUGGAUAUAGCGCGCACUACAUUUGAGUAGACCAAGUGCGUACGUUUUUGUCAUGAAGGUCCACGUACGUACAUUGUGUAAAGCCCUUUUUCUCCCUCAGUGCAUCUGAAGCUAUGUCUGCGUUUUCGGGAAGCAAACAGGUGGCAUUUCAGAUAGGUUUAUUGUGUAUGUGCGUUUGUAAUACCAGCAACUUUAAGGGGCUGAUGUGGUAGAAAAAUAUAUCUGGAGAUGUGAAGCUAUCAGGACAUUACCCAAUGAUUACCCAGUGAUUGGGCCUGGUGGGUUAAGCUCUCCUUUAAAAUAAUGUUUUUAAAGCUGUUUUUAUUUUAAACUAAGUAGUAUGUAUUUUGUAUGUUUUGUAUUUUUUUUCUUCAAAAAUAAACAAAAUUGCCAAUAUCCUUUGGGAAUACCUUACACAGUAUUUUAAAAGAUCAUAUAUACAAUAGUUUCAAUGAUGGAUAGGGUCACCAGUUUUUCCAAAGCCAUUUUCUAACCUGCAUUUCAAUCAGCCCUCAGCAUGAGGUCAGUAGAGCCUUCUUUGAUUGCAUGUGUUUGAUAAUUGUCACAUUACACCUCCCCAGUUAAUUGGCACUUAAUGAUGAUUGACAGCAAUGUUCCCACACUGUCAUGUGCUAUACUCAGUGUGGUUAUUAGAAAUACAGACAUGUGGUAUCAUGUAAAGUAGCAUAUUUUCAUAGUGUUGUGCUAUGUUCUUGUUUUUUAAGCUGUGGGAAGUAGACUACACACAUAACAAGUGCAGUAAAUGUCACCUGUACAAAAAUGAUAAAUAGAUGGCUAUUUAUAAUAAUGGAAUAAUUUUCAGCUGGGGUUGUCUAAAAAGCCUAUAGUUUUAAACAGAUGUACUGAAAUAAAAGGAAAAUAUUUAAACUUUCAAUGAUGGAUAUUGACGAUGCUUGAUAUGAACUUACUAAGAGGUGCGCCUUUCUGCAUUGAUGGAGUUGGAAUGGAAAAGUAUUGUUUUGCUUUCUGUACAACACUUGGAAAGAUUUUCUUGCCUUUGUCCCAGAACUCCCUGAGAGUCAUUGCAGUUCAGCAUUCUUGUGAAAAUAAUUUGCGACUUAUGAGAUUUACUUGAGGUCAAACACUCUAACAAUCCAUUUUUGUACUGGUUGAAAGAAACAGUUUCUUUUGGUAGGGCAUCAGGGUUUGUAAUAUGUUUUUAGUUUCUCUGUGGCGUCUCUUUAUGUAUUGACACAUUGGCUGUUUGUUGUUUUGACUGUGCUGUGAAUCUGCUGAACUAGUAUUUGAUAUAAAUUUUUAUGUUGCUCAUUCUUGUACGUUUCAUGUAUUCAUAUUUCUAUGCUCCCAAGGCUUGCUUCACCCUUGCUCUAAACCCUUGCCACACAACAUCAGUAGCCCAUGGUGCACGCUUCUGCCUGUGUGGUUUAGUAGAGGGGAAUUCCCUGCCAUUGAAUGCCUGCUUAUUGAGAAAUGCAUGUCAUUUGGAGUUAUCCAGUUUGUCUAGUGGAAUGUUUGAAAAACAAAAAAUGCAUUAAAAAUGCUUUGAUCAAAUCAUGGAUGACAUCUAUCUCCCACUCAAAGCUCAUGUUCCCCUGAUGGCAGAUGAUUCCCUUGAACAAGACUUUGCUGUUUUUUAUUGUACAUUUUGAUCUGUGUUAUGUGCAUAUGUAUUGCGUGCAUGUGUGGAUAAACUGCGUAUACUGGACACUGGUGCACUUGGUUGCUGAGAUGCCUUUUUUAUUUGAAUUUCCUUGCUUGUUUACUUUUCUUAUUCUCCAUGAGUUAAGAAAACUAAUAAUAGAUUGCUUUUAUGAGUGUCAGAAUUAACCACUAAUUCUGUAAGUCAAGUCAUUUUGCUAACCCAUGUCUAAGGAGGAUAUUGAUUGUAAUGCAAGUCUAAAUGCCGUUCGGUCAUGUGCUUUCAAAAAAAAUGGUGACCCUAAUAAAUAAAAAAUACCGAUUUCUGGCUACACACCUUAGCAUAUUAACUUUGCCAUAAAAUCUGUAAAUGUUAAAAUUGCACAAAUAUAUAGAAUACUCAUACAAGUUAUACAUGUAAUAUACAUUAAUUGGACACUAGUUUCAUGUUAUGUAUAGAUAAGAAUAAUAAUUAUAUAAGUAUAAAUAUGCUUUUUCAUAAUUAAAUAAUUUUUGCUAUUCGCUCUAUAGAGACCAUGCUUUGAACAAGCAGUUUGCUAAUGAAGUACCAAGCAAUCACGAAUGAGUAGGCAAUGAUGAAAAUGACGAAAAAUCUAAAUAAAGAUCCAUUCAGCCAUUAUCUAUACCUGCUUAUUCCUGGACAUGGUUGCGGGAGGCGCUGGAGCCUAUCCCAGCUUGCUAAAAUGAAGAUACAUGUACUGUAUGUUUCUUACUUCACUUCUGUUGAGUCAAUGGGCUCAUUAAAGCUUUAGGAUAGUUACAUUUUGAAAGUUUUAAUUUGUGUCAUCUUGGUAUUCAAUCAAAUGUGUGAGCUUUCUUUGUUGAAAUGAAGCCACCUAGACUGAAUCAUCAAGGCUAACUUGCCUUUGAAAAUAUACUGACCUACAAAAAUAAUUUUCAAGUUCAAAAGGAGUUUUAGAGCAAUAGGGUUUAGAACAGCCCUGAUCUAAGCAUCUUCUUUACAACAGCUAAGGACCACACACACACACACACAUAGCACAGGGGACAGAAUAAAUUGUACUGACCGCUAGUCUUAACGCAAGCGAAGUUCAAUUGAUGAAUACAGCACUAGGGCUGUACAUUUGGAAAUAUUCACCUGAGAAAUGGGGACAUACACACAAGAUGCAUGCCCCUCCUCAUAGCUUGCUCUUUUUCCAGUUUAUUUAUUUCCGGUGUAAUUACUGUAACAUUCUCUCACAAUAAAAUGAGAAUCCUUAUAUGUAUGUAUAAUUAGCCAGACCAGUGACCAUUCCAUUCGCCAUCGUUACAUAUACAAAUUAAGCUGUUGUUUUUGUUUUGUUGAAUAUGCUAUAAGGCUUUAUGUAGAACAUUUUCCAGUGAAAAGCUUUGGAUUAAAGCUCUGUCUAAGUAUUAGGGCUUGAAUUGACUGGAAUAAAGACAUUCCUGUCUUGGCCUUAGGAAACCUUGAUACCUGUACUGUAAUUAUAUUGUUUCCACAAUGUGAAAGUAUGACAAGCUUCAGCAACAUAAUUCAGCUUUCAGCACUGGCUUUCAUGUAUCAAUGUUUACUGUUAUGACACAAGUUUUCACAUGUUAAUAACUGGCCUGUUCAAUUCAGUUCAACUACAGUGUGUGUUGUCAUCAGCACUGAAUAAUGACUUCUACUUUUUUGUUUCUAUGUAAAAUUAAAGGUAUACUAUGUAGGAUUUUGCAGCCCUUGUAGACUCUGUGUUUAUAAACCCCACUCACACCACCCACAUCUCCGUCGAGGAUACACCUUUGAGCGCUACAUGCAAAAUGUCAAGUGAAGAGGUGAGGUGGUAUAGAAAAUAUCAUUUUAGUAGCAUGAAUGAUUCCAUAUAGAUGGUAACAGUAAUUAUGCACUGUUAUAACAAUCUUUACACUGAGUGCACCCCUUACUGUGUGGGAACAUGUUACGGUAGCUAUUCCGUAGUGCUGGUGCAGCUAUUUUGUGUUUUUCUUUGUUUGGUAUUUAGCUAUUCCAGGCCCUGUUUCAGGAAGCAGGAUUACUGAGUUAGCUGGAUAACUGCACUGAGUAAAACUCAGAACCAUCCAAAAUCUAGAACAUCGAAUGAAAAAUAGAUUUUCUGGGUUUUACUCCAUGCAAUUAUCCAGCUGUAUCUAGGGUUAUUAGCAUCUACCGUAACAUGCAAAUUAGCAACAAAAACUUAAUUGGAAUCUGAUCCCAAAACACAAGCUUUGUAGCCAUGAAAAGAGCACAGAAAAAAAGCACAGAACAGAGCGCAAAAAUGUUUAAAGACUGAGUGCCAGUGUAUCAUAGAAAUGCCUUAGCAUGGUUAUUUUAUAAUAUUUUCAAAUUAAAAAUCCUGCAUAGUAUGCCUUCAGAUUUAUGGUUACUGAAAUGUUUGGAAAAUGUUAUGUAAGAAAUAAGAAACAUGUCAAAACUGCUUGAAUUUGUUACUCAAGGACAUGGAACAUUGUGAUUAUUCUGAAUAGAGGCCUUAGUUAAGAGAUCAUAUUCUUUACCUGAAAAAUUGUGUUUGAAUAACAAUAAUCUUAUAUGGGGUGUUCUGCUCUGAACUAAAUGUAUUCAAUAACUGUAAAUGUGAGGAGGACACAUCUUGAAAGAAUUCAUUAGAAACAAUAGAAGCAAUAGUAUUUUUACUAUUCAGGCAAAUGUAUGACAUUUAUUGUACUUUAUUAAAUAAAUGCUAGAAUUCCUUUGUAAAAUAAUAUAAUUUUGUUCAAACAAAUACCUAAAUAAAAUGUCUUUAUGUAAUGUGUUGCUUUCUUUUAAAUUUUAAAAGGCAUAAAAAACUUUUGAAUUCAAA
This is a messenger RNA of Anguilla anguilla (European eel), 8223 nucleotides long. Its product is annotated as sodium-driven chloride bicarbonate exchanger-like. Gene Ontology annotation, molecular function: sodium:bicarbonate symporter activity; monoatomic anion transmembrane transporter activity; solute:inorganic anion antiporter activity. Gene Ontology annotation, cellular component: basolateral plasma membrane; plasma membrane. The record is from RefSeq and is a predicted model, not a curated record. Gene Ontology annotation, biological process: regulation of intracellular pH; transmembrane transport; bicarbonate transport. NCBI's taxonomy places the organism in Eukaryota, Metazoa, Chordata, Actinopteri, Anguilliformes, Anguillidae. Bases 440 to 3778 code for a protein of 1112 amino acids. The transcript is spliced from 26 exons.